Carassius auratus (goldfish) is the source of this 631-nucleotide messenger RNA. RefSeq names its product guanine nucleotide-binding protein G(I)/G(S)/G(O) subunit gamma-5-like. Gene Ontology annotation, cellular component: heterotrimeric G-protein complex. The coding region runs from base 60 to 278 and encodes 72 amino acids. The record is from RefSeq and is a predicted model, not a curated record. Gene Ontology annotation, molecular function: G-protein beta-subunit binding. Gene Ontology annotation, biological process: G protein-coupled receptor signaling pathway. NCBI's taxonomy places the organism in Eukaryota, Metazoa, Chordata, Actinopteri, Cypriniformes, Cyprinidae. The transcript is spliced from 3 exons.
GCGCGCGCGCGCGCGAGUGUGAAACUUCCGCAAACUCUCUUCGGAGUCCGUCAGUCAUCAUGUCCAACAAUAACGCGAGCAGCAGCAGUGUGGCUGUGGCGCAGAGAGCCGUCAAACAGCUCAGACUAGAGGCCAAAAUACGACGAAUUAACGUUUCUCAAGCUGCCACAGACCUGAAGAACUUCUGCCUGCAGAACGCCCAUAAAGACCCGCUGCUGGUGGGUGUGCCGUCCAGUGACAACCCCUUCCGCCCGCCCAAGUCCUGCGGUCUCCUCUGAACAUCUGCUGUCUGAUCACACCCAGAUGCGUUUCAGAUGAUGUGGCUGUCUUCUGCUGUCUGUUUCUACCUUUACACUACUCCAUAAAGACCUCCUGGAGCACUACACGCACACAAACACUACUUAGCCUAGCAAAAAAAGAAAUAUUUCUACUGUUCAUUUUCUUCAUAUCUGCAGUUGCUGUCUAUUUCUAUGAACUGUAUUAUGAGUGAUGUUGACUCUGCUGAAUUAACACUGUAUGGUACAAUCAGCUGUAAAACCUAAACUCGUCCCAUGUUUUGAAAGCAAUUUUAUGUACCAAACACUAUUUUAUUUGUAAUGCGUAUUUUAUAAAACAAAAAGACUUCUUUGAA